This is a messenger RNA of Diaporthe batatas, 1621 nucleotides long. RefSeq lists its product as uncharacterized. The transcript has 4 exons. The record is from RefSeq and is a predicted model, not a curated record. Lineage: Eukaryota; Fungi; Ascomycota; Sordariomycetes; Diaporthales; Diaporthaceae. Bases 213 to 1412 code for a protein of 399 amino acids.
CUGUCAGCUCCAGGCCGGAUUGGGAGCCCGAAGUCGCAUCGUCCAUGGUAAGGGACCUCUGGAUAAUUCAACGAUUCAUGCAGAUUUACUUGUACGCUUUUCUCCUCAUGAGAUGCCUCUCAAACUCAAGCUCAAUGCGCAUUGCAAUACCCGACAUCUGAGCACUUCUCAUUCCCUUCGCACUCCGCACUCAUCCCCAGCCAAGCCCGAACAUGGCACCAUAUUCCGUUGACAUGGUGUUUCCCACCGCAAUCCUGGCCAUGAACUCUCUUGGCCUCGGACUUUCUUUCAUGGCCGUCGUGGUUCGGCUUUGUGCCCGGCACGCUAGAAACAUAAGAUGGAGGCUGGCUGACUACACAAUCAUCGUUUCCUGGAUCUUUACUUUUGGCUUGGUGGUUAGCGAGAAUUACAUCGUCGUCAAAGGCGGCGUUGGUCAGCAACUUGAAAUGGUAGACAUGGAAGAGCUGCUAUUCGCACAGAAGCAAUUUCUCGUCCUUGGGGUUUGCGGCUCGUUGGCAGUGACUUUUGUCAAAAUCUCUUUGCUGGAUUUCUUCCUGUCCAUCUUCUCCAUACGCAAAAGCUUCCGCCUUGCGGCUUACACUCUCAUGGCGAUGACCAUAGGCUAUGGCAUCUCAUUCACCAUCGCGACACUGGCAAGCUGCCAACCAUUUGAGGCAAACUGGGACAAAUUGAACAAUCCUGGUUACAAGUGUAUCAACACGUCGGUGUUUUACGUGGCACAGGGGGCUAUUGGAGCUGCUCUGGACAUUUCCAUUUUGCUCAUGCCGAUUCCAAUUGUGUGGUCCAUGAAAGCCAAGACACAAAGAAAGAUUGGGCUAACUUUCCUCUUUACUAUUGGUAUCUCGAUCUGCGUCAUUUCUUUAUUCCGUUUAUACUACAACACCCGAUCGACCUGGAUGGUGACCCAUUUCACUGAGUACGCGGGUAUCGCCGCCAUCUUGGGUGCAUUGGAGGCCAACCUCUCGAUCAUCUGCGCGUGCCUCCCAGCAUUCCCAUCACUCCUGAAACCACUCAUUGAGAAGCUGAGAUCCAAUCUUAGCUCCAACAAGUCGGGUAGCUUUCUGGGCCUGUUCUACAAAUUCUCAUCCCGUCGAACGAGAGGUCCUACCACUGGAUCAAUCAAGCUGACAUCCUCGGCUGAGGCUUUGGGACCAGGGCAUUCUUCGGCGCCCACAGACCCAGAGAAUGGGUACAAUAGGCCAAAGAAUGUUGAUUAUACUAGCAGACUCUAUCCACUGAGUGAAACAUCAGCAAGUCGUGGGAGUAUCGAAGGCGCCAUGUUUUGGCCGAAGGCAGGUCAAGUAGGCGUGCAAACAAUCACCACGGCAGAGUCGGUGGAACUGGAAAGACUCGGGGGAAGGAUGGAGACUUGGGGGAAUGUUCGUCCAUGAAUCCCUCAUGAUUGGUGAUUCUCUGCUCUUUUGGUACGAGCUUUGAGUUAUUAAGCAUCAAACAAAUUUUUGUAUAUGUACGUACAUGUACAAAACUAAAGAAGAAGUCCAAAACCCUUUCCUUAUAAACUAAGUUAGCUGGAAAGAAGUUGCUUAUAUUCAUACUUUACACUCGCUAGUGACUUAGAAUAUAAUAACUUCAUGAGUAA